Messenger RNA from Juglans regia (Persian walnut), 1986 nucleotides. RefSeq names its product laccase-14-like. Gene Ontology annotation, molecular function: hydroquinone:oxygen oxidoreductase activity; copper ion binding. Gene Ontology annotation, cellular component: apoplast. The record is from RefSeq and is a predicted model, not a curated record. NCBI's taxonomy places the organism in Eukaryota, Viridiplantae, Streptophyta, Magnoliopsida, Fagales, Juglandaceae. The transcript has 7 exons. The coding region runs from base 120 to 1835 and encodes 571 amino acids. Gene Ontology annotation, biological process: lignin catabolic process.
UUGAGAUAACAAGCUAGGCAGAGAAUUUAGGUGGCGGCCGGGGGAGAGCUGAAGAACACAGAAGAAAGGCAGCAGGAGUACUAGUGCUGUGUCUUUCUUUAAGAUCAAGAGUUGGAAAAAUGGGAAUAUUGAAUAUUAGGAUGAAUCUCAUCCUGGGGUUCCUAGGACUUUCACUUCUGAAUGGGCUUCUCCUUUGCAAAGGCGACGUCCAUUACUACGAUUUUGUUCUGAAAGAAACAAAUUAUACAAGGCUGUGUAGCACAAAGAGCAUCCUGGUUGUAAAUGGUAGCUUCCCAGGUCCCACAAUUACCAUUCGCAAGGGGGAUACUGUGUUUGUUAAUGUCCACAACCAAGGAUUAUAUGGGGUCACCAUCCACUGGCAUGGAGUGAAACAGCCAAGGAAUCCAUGGUAUGACGGCCCAGAAAAUGUUACCCAAUGCCCAAUCCCAGCUGGAACAAACUUCACUUACGAGGUUAUCUUUUCUGAUGAAGAAGGAACUCUUUGGUGGCAUGCUCAUAGUGACUGGUCUCGUGCUACAGUUCAUGGUGCUAUUAUCAUUCUACCAGCUGUGGGCACAAAGUAUCCAUAUCCACAUCCUGAUGCACAGCAAACAAUUAUACUCGGAUCAUGGUUUAAGGGGGAUCUGAAGGCCAUACCGGAAGAGGCCCUCGUAACGGGUGGUGAUCCAGAAUUGUCAGAUGCCUAUACCAUCAACGGACAACCGGGAGACUUGUACGAAUGUUCGAAAGAGACAACAUAUCGUCUACUGGUGGACUAUGGAAAGACCUAUCUUCUACGCAUAGUAAACGGCGUGAUGAAUCAAGAACACUUCUUUGGAAUCGCCGGCCACAAUCUGACGGUUGUAGGGACAGAUGCUGCAUACAUCAAGCCCAUUGUAACAGAUUACAUAAUGAUAACCCCAGGGCAAACCAUGGAUGUUUUGGUAACAAUGAACCAAAAUCGCAGUUACUAUUACAUUGCUUCGACUCCUUUUGCUGAUACCAAUGCUCCAUUUGACAACACCACAACAACAGCAAUUAUCCAAUACAACGGGAAAUAUGCAGCACCCUCAUCCAUUCCCAUGCCAAAACUUCCUAGUUAUAAUGAUAAAGAUGCAGCUGAAAGCUUCAUCAAUAGCUUGAGGUCCUUGGCAAGUAAAGAACACCCUAUCAAUGUCCCUAUGGACAUCACUCGACGGAUUUAUAUGACUAUUUCAAUUAACCAGAUUGCUUGCCCUAAUUCUUCGUGUUCUGGGCCUAAUGGCAAUCGGUUUUCUUCUAGCUUAAACAACAUAACCUUUUCGACCCCCUCUAUCUCUGUCCUGCAAGCAUAUUACAAGAGGUUGAGUGGAGUCUACACUACAGAUUUUCCAGAAGAGCCGCCAUAUUUUUUCAACUUCACAGGAGAUGUGGGAGACAACACACUGUACCCAACUCAAGGGACAAAAGUGAUAAUGUUGAAGUAUGGUGAAGCGGUUGAAUUGGUGUUUCAAGGGACUAAUGUUGCAGACGCCCCAGAGAACCAUCCAAUGCAUCUGCAUGGAUUUAGCUUCUAUAUGACGGGGAUAGGUUCAGGGAAUUUCAACAAUGAAACUGACCCAAAGAAUUUUAAUUUAGUUGAUCCACCAGAGGUUAACAGCAUUGGGGUUCCAAAGAAUGGAUGGGCUGCCGUCAGAUUUGUUGCCAAUAAUCCGGGGGUAUGGUUUAUGCACUGCCAUUUGGAAAUUCAUGCAACAUGGGGCAUGGGCAUGGUGUUCAUAGUGACAAAUGGUCCCACUAGGGAUACAAGCAUGCGCGUACCACCAGCUUAUAUGCCUCCUUGUUCCAAGACCUAGUUUAAGCUUCUUAUAAUUCUUGAUCUAUAUGCUUGCUUCAAUCAUAAUAUUAAUGCCUCGAUGUAAUAAUGUUGCGAGUUACUUAUAUUUCUUGAAGAAAUAAAGGAGUUGAAAUGAUAUACAUUCAACUUAAUUCCAUUAAUGGUUCUAA